UACCGAGGACACCGGACCGGCGGCGCGUGGGGCCGUUACCGGGGACACCGGACCGGCGGCGCGUGGGGCCGUUACCGGGGACCGACGACACCGGACCGGCGGCGGGAUGUCGCGGCUGAUCGUCAAGAAUCUCCCGAACGGGAUGAAAGAAGAACGUUUUAAAUCUCUCUUUGGUGCCUUUGGAACAUUAACAGACUGUAUAUUAAAAUUCACAAAAGAUGGAAAGUUUAGAAAAUUUGGAUUUGUUGGCUUCAAAACAGAAGAGGAAGCACAAGCUGCUUUAAAACAUUUCAAUAAGACCUACAUCGAUACUUCCAAGAUUAUAGUGGAGUUCUGUAAAUCGUUUGGGGACCCUGGAUUGCCCAGACCAUGGAGUAAGCACUCACAAAAAAAUUCAACUGAGGAAAAUCCAAAAAUGCCAAAAGAGCAACAAGGUCAAACUAAGGAAAAGGAUAAAGAAAAGAAACUUGCCAUUGAAGAGCUAGAAUAUCUGAAGAAAGAUAGCAAGUUUGAAGAAUUUCUUGCUGUACAUAAGAAACGUAGCAAAGCACCAACCUGGUCUAAUGACAGUUUAUCAGGAAAGAAGGAAGAUGCAAAGAAGGUAGAUGAUUAUCUGAACUUUGAUUCAGAUGAUUCUGAAGAAGUGAGUGAGACGGAAGAUACCAAGGGAACAAAAGGGGCACAAAAGCAAACAGAAGAAAAGCUUGCAUUGGAGAAAACAGUAUCGGAUAUGGAUUACUUAAGAUCAAAAGUAGUUAAAAAAGCAGAAGAGAAUUCUGAAGUUGUUGAUGAAGGAUCUGAAACUGAUGAAGAAAUUAAGUUAUCCUCUGAAGGAAAUACAUUAUUACACAAAAUUGGUGAGGAAAAAGAGCAAGGUGGAAAACUAGAGAAACUAGGACCAGAAUGGAGGAAGAAAAAAGAACUGGAGAAAAGAACCCAUAAGAAUGAAGCUACCACAUCCUAUACUUUGAAGCUCCGAGGUGCCUGCUUUAACGUAAAAGAGAAACAAGUAAGAGAAUUCUUUGUUCCUUUGAAACCUGUAGCCAUUCGAAUAAUCAAAAAUGCAAGUGGCAGCACUACAGGGUAUGUAUAUGUAGAUUUCCAAUCAGAAGAUGAUGUUGAAAAGGCUUUGAAGAGAAAUAGAGAGUAUAUGGGUAGAAGAUACAUUGAACUUUUUAGAGUGCAUAAUGCAGAAAAACUAAACCAGUUUAAGAAAGAUGACAAUCAAAAAUGGCUGAAAAAACAAAAGAAAGCAAAUGAGGUGGAAGAGGAUAUCUCUGAUUCAGGAAGAUUGUUUGUUCGAAACUUACCGUAUACCUGUACAGAAGAAGACUUAGAAAAAGUUUUUUCUAAAUAUGGUCCAUUAUCAGAAAUUCACUUUCCUAUAGACAGUCUAACCAAGAAACCAAAGGGAUUUGCUUUCAUUACUUUUAUGAUACCCGAACAUGCUGUGCGGGCCCUUGCUGAAUUAGAUGGUGGUGUAUUUCAGGGCAGGAUGAUGCAUAUUUUGCCAUCAACGAUAAGAGAGGAGAAAGAUGAAAAUGAUGAUACUACCUCAGGUUCUUCUGCAUUCAAGAGAAGUAAAGCAGCUCAAGAAAAGGCCAAGAGUAACAGCUCACACAACUGGAACACCUUAUUUAUUGGAGGUAAUGCUGUUGCUGAUGCAAUAGCAGCAAAAUAUAAUGCCACCAAAAGCCAAGUGCUGGAUCAUGAAGGAAAAGGCAGUGUUGCAGUCCGCAUGGCACUGGGUGAGACGCAGAUUGUACAGGAGACCAGACAAUUCUUGGUUGAUAAUGGAGUUAGCUUGGACUCAUUCAGUCAGGCUGCUGGACCAAGAAGUAAAACAAUUAUCCUUGUAAAGAAUAUUCCUGCAGGCACCCAAAUUCAUGAAUUGGAGAAUCUAUUUAAGGUAUAUGGAGACCUUGGACGGGUUUUGCUUCCGCCAGCUGGAGUAACCGCUAUUGUGGAAUUCCUAGAGCCAACAGAGGCUAAAAAGGCUUUUACAAAACUUGCAUAUUCCAAGUUCCAACAUGUUCCACUUUACCUGGAGUGGGCCCCAAUGGAUGUGUUCUGUACUCCAGUUGCAGAAAAGAAGCAGAGCAAUAAAGAAGAUCAAGAUGACCUAGCAAUAAAUGAAGAUGAUUCAAUGAUUCAAGAGGAAGAAAAUGAAAGUAUUCCAGGAUGCACUUUAUUUGUCAAAAAUCUAAAUUUUUCAACAACUGAAGAAAGUUUGAGGAAGGUGUUUAGCAAAUGUGGAUCAUUAAAAAGUUGCAGUAUUUCAAAGAAGAAGAGCAGGACGGGUUCUCUUCAGUCAAUGGGAUAUGGCUUUGUGGAAUAUGCAAAACCAGAUUAUGCCAAUAAAGCUCUAAAACUGCUGCAGCAUACUAUGUUGGAUGAUCACCAACUGGAGUUGAAGAUAUCAGACAGAGCUACGAAGUCUGUGACUCCAGCAAGAAAACUCCAAAAAGAAAAGGAUCAGAAGGUCUCCAAAAUUCUGAUUCGAAAUAUUCCUUUCCAGGCUAAAGUAAAAGAAAUACGGGAGCUUUUCAGUACUUUUGGGGAAAUAAAAAGUGUGCGAUUGCCUAAGAAAAUGGGAGGAACUGGCCUACACAGGGGCUUUGGAUUUGUUGAGUUUCUCACUAAACAAGAAGCAAAGAAAGCCUUCAGUGCCCUUUGCCAUAGUACUCACUUGUAUGGUCGACGUUUAGUACUGGAAUGGGCUGACUCUGAAGAUACAUUGGAGACAUUACGCAAGAAAACAGCUGAGCAUUACUAUGAUUCUCCAAAUAAGAAGAAACGGGUAGAAAUCCUGGAUGAAAUUAUGGAUGAUAUGGAAGAAGAAGACUAGUCACUGUUUAUCCUUUUGAAAAGGUGUCCCAUGAAGUGGUUUCAUAUGUACUGUGUAAGAUACACAACCAUCAAAAACUUGAGAGGAGCAUCAACAAAGAAAAGCACCAACAAGCACAAGUUUGAAAAAAAAAACACAUUGGACCCAUCAGCAAGUUGGAAGAAGUCAAAUGGCCAUCUGUUUUUAUCUGAAAUAUUCUUUGGCUGUAUUUUGAGAAACUCUUAACUGCAAACAGCGCAGCCUGCACAAACUCUGAUGGAUAUCAGUGACUGUUUGCGGUCUGGUCAUAAAUCAUAAUGCAUGAAUGGCACACUCUACAACCUAUUGAGCAACGUUUGUGAAAAGUAGCGGCAGUGUAAUCGAUUUUUGAACUCCCAUCUCAAACACAUGAUGAAAAACCGUUGUGCCAACUGGUUAUGUAUUCAUGGAAUACUAAAUAAACUUUAUGAGGUAAUUUGAAGCCUGACACAUAGUGACUGGAAGAUGAAAACUAAUAGCAGAAGAAAUCUACCAUGCGCAUGAAUAUCGUGCAGUUGUAUUGAUCCUGCUAUUGGAGAGAGAGAAUAGUGCAACAUCUGUACAUCAGUCAUAAGCCUGAGAAUGUGGAUAGUCAGUGGUUUAUUGUUGAUUUUCAAAAUUAAUAGCGAAGAAUUUCACUGAAUUUCUAUUUUUGUAUGCUUUUAAGUUGCCAGUGGGAAAAUGUUCCCAAUGAUCCAUUGCUAUUGUUAUUCUUUAGUAUAUAAAAUACUGUACAGUUUUUGAAAUUUUCAUAACUAUUUUUGUCUUAAAAUUAAGCUCAGCUUCUUCAUAAAAUUCAGUAAAAGGUUAACAAUUUAUAACAUUGGUGUCUUGAGCUUUGAAGUAAAAUAUUUGCCACAUCAAACAUUUAAAUAGAACAGCAAGCUGAGUGUAGGUAGUCCCAAACCUUACAUGCAAUACAGAAUGGAAGAAUCCAAUACAAUGAUGAGUUUAUAAUCGCAAACCUAACAUGAAUGUUGAAAAUUUCAAAUGGAUUGUCCCACCUUUUGAAGGAGUAUUUACUUGAUGUUUGAGCAAAUCUAAUUUUUUUAAAAAAUAGUAGUUUCAUAGUUUGUAGUACAGCAGGUGUUAAAAAGCAGUUACAUCCAUUUACAUUCAUAAUGGGUGCUGGGUCUGAGCUGAAGGUUGAAGUAUGUAUUUCUUUAUUAUGUAUGUGAAUGUACAUAUUCACAUAAAACAAUGCAUUCAGAACCUUUUAAUGUUACAGGGUUCAGCACUUUUGGCUUUAAAGCACAACUGAAUGCGAGCUUAAAAUUAAGAUAAGUAAUUUGCCUCGUGUUUAUUAUGUGGCAUUUCAAGUGUUUCAUGCCUCUGUUUUUAUUACAUUUACGUUGCUGUCCCUGGGCUGCUCCACUUAUGGUUCUUUAAUCUCAUGUUGGAAAAUUUUUAUCAUUUGGGAAACUAACAUUGAAAUGAUGCACAACAUUUUUACAAGAAAAUUCAAGGUGUGAAUUUAGAACAUUGAACUUUUUAAACAACAUUUAAUGGGAUUCCAUAACUACAAAAUUCACAAGUACACUUUCAUUUUCCUAAGAUAAAAUUUACAACAAAGUGAAGUCAGUUUAGUUUUGACACAGAUAUGUUUCUUGAAUCAUUGACAUUUUGACCUUAUUAUUGCAGUACUAUUUUAAGUAGCACACUUGUGUAUAAUAGUCCUUACAAAUACAUCCACAGUGAAGGCCCAAUUUCAAAUUUGACUUGAUCAGUGUAAUAAGAAGCAUUUGCCCAAUCUGAUAUCUAUCAUGUUAAAAUUGAGCAAAAUGUUCUAAUGCACCCUACGCGAAAAUGGGCAGCACAGCAGUUUGGGGCCAAAGACUAUUUCAGUCAUUACCCUUCACUGAAAAUAUUAGAUCCCCAUUUUCAGCACAGUUUCUGGUGAGAGGGAGAAGGAUUGGCAACUAAAUGCCCAAUUGGACCUAGGCUGUGGCUGGGCUUUGAGAAGCAGCAUUGGAGCCUAAAUCUUGGAAAUGGAGGUGAAUGGGAGACAUUUGUGUUGUUGAGCCUGGUGGUGAAAAGAUCAGGACCACCAGUGUGUUACUGGGGACGUGGGGCAUUGUGCGAUCUAGACUGGCAUUUCAGUGAUGGAAGUGGGGGAAGCAAUUGCAAAUAUAUAUAUUGUGGGGUAAGCUCUGGAAACUCUAUAAGGGCUCACAAAAGGAAGGGGGAUAUCAGGAUUGGGGCUGUAACUGGCAGAAUCAAUGAUAGGGAUGGGAAUUAGGAAUGAGCAAGCAUCGAUGUAGGGACGAUCAAGAUGUGGUGGAUCCAUUUUUGAGUCUCAGGUGAUAUCAGAUCAAGACCUGUCCUGGAAAUUGUUGAGUGAUGGGGGCUGAAAGUAAUAAGAUUACUGGUGUAUUGCAGGAGAUAGCUUCAUCAUUCAGCAACAUAAGUAAUUACCUCAGAUGGCAGGUGCUACACUGGAAGGACCAAGUUCUGGCAAUGCAUGUGACUGGUUCUUACAGGAUUACAUGCUCUAAGUUUCCUCAGAGUGCUCCAAAAAGAGCAUUACAAGGGGAAUGAUGUCAUCCCAUGCCCUCCUGAUUUAGAAAU
Molecule: messenger RNA, 5434 nt
Organism: Pristis pectinata (smalltooth sawfish)
Lineage: Eukaryota; Metazoa; Chordata; Chondrichthyes; Rhinopristiformes; Pristidae
Gene: rbm19
Product: RNA binding motif protein 19
Exons: 25
Coding region: 107-2848 (913 amino acids)
Molecular function (GO): RNA binding
Source: RefSeq, a predicted model, not a curated record